Messenger RNA from Cantharellus anzutake, 915 nucleotides. RefSeq names its product NUDIX hydrolase domain-like protein. Gene Ontology annotation, biological process: DNA protection. The coding region runs from base 73 to 768 and encodes 231 amino acids. The record is from RefSeq and is a predicted model, not a curated record. Gene Ontology annotation, molecular function: 8-oxo-7,8-dihydroguanosine triphosphate pyrophosphatase activity. The transcript has 6 exons. Lineage: Eukaryota; Fungi; Basidiomycota; Agaricomycetes; Cantharellales; Hydnaceae.
GUCCGUGCGCUCAAUGGUAUGGCCCCUAAGUAAUAGAAACUGCGUGAAUAAUGGAAAAAGUAUAACCCUGAAAUGGCUAAUCGGUUCAUCUUGACACCUGUACAACCAACUCAAUCGAUUUGUGGGCGCGCGAACAUGACGGUCGCCAGUACCAUUCCCAUUCCACCAGGCUUACCCGAGGUCAAUAUCUCCCGCGUUAUCGCAGAGGGUGGUGUACACGAUCGAGAAUGGGAUACAUACUCUGGAGCCAAAUGUUUCACGAAUGCGUUUGUGUUGGAUGAGAAGAAUGCAAGAAUCUUACUGGGUUUCAAGAAACGAGGAUUCGGGGCAAGCAUGUACAAUGGAUUCGGAGGGAAAGUAGAACCUGACGAGUCGCCACUCGAGGCUGCCAAGAGGGAACUCAAAGAGGAAGCGGGAAUCGAAGCACCACUGGUGCGCUGUGGGACACUCUUCUUCACCUCUCCCUCCCUAAAUCACGCAUAUCACAUCGACGUAUUUCGGGCGAACAUUUGGGUUGGCACGCCUUCCGAAUCCGAGGAAAUGCGUCCUGAAUGGUUCUCGAUAAACCCCGACACUGGAACGAACGUUCUCCCUGGAAUCCCCUACGACCGGAUGUGGGCGGAUGAUAAGUUUUGGCUCCCUCUAUUACUGGCAGGGACCCAGUUUAUUGGUCGAGGGGACUUUGGGGAAUUGGAUGAUACGAAGGGUGAAGGAGCUAUCGGCGCUUCCAUGGUGAAGUGGUGGUUUGCUUCUGUUGAUGAAUUGUGAGCCAGGAAGAGAGCAGAAAUUGGCAGUACAUGCGGACAUGCAAGUCCGCCUUUCCUUCGACACGCUUAUCGGCAGCAUCGGUAUGCCCCCCUUGCUCAAAUGUGAUAUUCCUCGCACGAAUCCCCACCCUGCAUCAUGCGCAUAAUG